This is a messenger RNA of Protopolystoma xenopodis, 381 nucleotides long. NCBI's taxonomy places the organism in Eukaryota, Metazoa, Platyhelminthes, Monogenea, Polystomatidea, Polystomatidae. The record is from the annotation of a GenBank genome assembly.
AUGGGUAUUCGAGUCGCAGAAUUAUUGAUUAAGCAUGGUGCCAUUGUGAAUGUCACAGAUCUCUGGCGUUUCACUCCUUUGCAUGAAGGCGCUGCUAAAGGAAAAUUUGAAAUCUGUCGCUUACUGCUAAAGCAUGGAGCGGAUCCGACAAAAAAAAAUCGCGAUGGUCAUAUGCCUAUAGAUCUGGUUAAGGAAUCUGACACCGAUGUUUCAGAUCUUCUUCGUGGAGAUGUUGCCGUCCUAGAGGCUGCCAAACUGGGUAAUCUGACAAAAGUUCAGCGUCUCAUUACCCCAGAAAACAUCAAUUGCCGUGAUUCUCAAGGUCGAAACUCGACUCCUCUUCAUCUCGCUUCAGGGUACAAUAAUAUUGAGGUAUAUUAA